GUACUUGCCUCCGCAAUGCAUCAUCCCGGUAAACCACGCCCCCUCUUACCUGUCCCGCACCUGAGCAACACAAAGCCAUGUCACUGGACAGACGCCCGUGACCGAGAGAUGGCUGCGCUUCUAUAUCUAUAUCUUAUAUGUGUACUUGGGACUGAAAUUAAAGGCCUGUUGGAAGCACAAUCAUCCAAGUCUCAGGAACAUACUGUUGUCAUCCCUAAACUCCUUCAGGAACGAGUCAAGAGACAUGAACACCGUGAAAAACACCUUCCCGAGGAGAGGCACUCUGAGCGCUUGGUGUACUCGCUGAGGAUUGGCGACCGGGACCGCACUCUCCUCCUGGAGAAAAACAGGGACUUCCUGUCAGCUGACUUUGUGGAGUAUUCCCACGGUCUGCGAGGGAAAGUGGACCAGAGGACACCGAUGAAUCAUGUGCACUGUCACUAUCAUGGCUAUGUGGAGGGGGACGAGGAUUCACUGGUUGCCCUUAGCACCUGCGCAGGGCUCAGGGGUGUGAUUCAUGUGGAUGACCAGAGCUAUGGACUAAGGCCAGUUACUGAGUCCGGUUCUGGUGAGCACUUCCUGUUUGAUCUGGACCGGGCCGGAUCGGAGCCGUUUGUGUGCGGCGUCUCCAACACCACUGGCCAGACGGACCCCAACGGACCUCACCAGCCCUCCCUCUCCACACUCCUCAGGCGCAAGAGGAACCUCCCACAGACGCGCUACGUAGAGCUGGUGCUGGUCAUCGACAAGCAGAGGUACGACUUUAAGAAGCAGAACAUGACGGCCGUAAGAGAGGAGGCAGUGCAGCUGGCCAACCUGCUGGACGGGUACUAUAAGCGGCUGAAUGUGCGUGUAGUGCUGGUGGGGCUGUGGGUGUUUGAGCAGGGGAACCCCUUCAGUGUGGACGGGACGGCAGGGGAGGUGUUGGGACGCUUCGUCACCUGGAGGCGCACAGUCCUGCUGCCCACCAAGAGACACGACGUGGGCCAGCUCAUAGUAGGGCGUGGGACACCGUACCCAAAUGGGGUGUUGGGCAUGGCCUUCGUCGGUACCGUGUGUUCUGUUCACAACGCUGGAGGGAUCAAUGUGUUCAGGGACUCCAACACGGCUGGGUUCUCCACGGUCCUGGCCCACGAGCUCGGCCAUAAUCUGGGCAUGGGCCACGACUCUACCGGCUGCUCCUGCGACGGAACCAGCAGCUGCAUCAUGGCAGCGGCCGCAGGGGGGGCAGCGCAGUUCAGCGACUGUAGCGGAGACGACUUCGAGCGGCUGGUUCUGGGGGGCGGGGGGGUGUGUCUCAUGAACCAGCCGCCGCCCUCUGAUGUGGUCAGCGUAGCCGUCUGUGGCAACGGCGUCCUGGAGAAGGGAGAGGAGUGUGACUGCGGAACACCAGAGGAGUGUAAGAGCCGCUGCUGUGAUGCACUCACCUGUCGCCUGACGUCCGGCUCGGUGUGUGCUGAAGGAGCGUGCUGUCAGGACUGCCAGUAUAAGGUGGCAGGAAGUCAGUGCAGAAGGUCUGAGAACCAGUGCGACCUGCCUGAGUUCUGUAACGGUUCCUAUGCGUUCUGCCCGGGCAAUUUCUACCUGAUGGACGGACUGCACUGUGACAACGCUCGGGCCUUCUGUUAUGAGGGGCGCUGCCAGACCUACGACUACCAGUGCAAACACCUGUUCGGCCCAGAGGCCACUAAAGCUGAUGACCGGUGCUUCGGUCAUGUCAACACCAGAGGCAACGAGUUUGGCAACUGCGGCUUCAGUGGCUCUAAACUGACCCCCUGUGCUGUGCAAAACGUGAUGUGCGGAAAGAUCCAGUGCACCGGCUUCGACUCGAACAGCCCGCCCAAAGGCGUGAUCAUCAGCAUCGAGACGCUGGAUAAGGGCGUGGUCUGCAAGAACGCACAUCAUAAUCUGGGCACCGACGUGCUCGACCCAGCCUACGUCAACCAGGGCAGUGUGUGUGCCCCUGGAAAGGCCUGCCUGAGCUUUAAGUGUGUGAAUGACUCGGCCCUGAUUCAAGACACCACCUGCACUGCCAGGGAGACGUGCAAUGGCAACGGGGUGUGUAAUAACGAGGGGCACUGCCACUGUAAUGACGGCUGGGCUCCGCCUCGCUGUGACCGCGGAGGACGAGGAGGCAGUGUGGACAGUGGCCCCGCCCAGAUUGACCACUCUCUGCGUAACGGGCUGCUGAUCUUCUUCCUGCUGGUGGUUCCUCUGCUGGUGCUGCUGGUGCUGGCACUGCUCUACGUCUUCAGACGAGACACUCUGGAACCCUGCCUCAGACAAGUCCACUCUAAACCCAACAGGCCAAAUGAUGCCCCAUCCCAGGCUAAUGGCAACCCGCAGAGAAGCACCUCCCCUCAAGCACCCACACAACUCGCACCUACCAACCCACAGCCGUUUCCCCCGUAUGUGUCCGAGUCAGCAGUCAGCUAUGACCCCUGGCAGAGUGGAGAGGAUGCUGGAUCUGCUGCUGCACCACCUCCGAGGCAGCAGGGGCCAGGAGCCCCCCGACCCAUCCCCCCCAAACACCUAUAGUGACCUCACACACACCCCCCCGACCCA
Alosa sapidissima (American shad) is the source of this 2565-nucleotide messenger RNA. RefSeq lists its product as uncharacterized. Bases 16 to 2538 code for a protein of 840 amino acids. Gene Ontology annotation, cellular component: plasma membrane. Gene Ontology annotation, molecular function: metalloendopeptidase activity. Gene Ontology annotation, biological process: proteolysis. NCBI's taxonomy places the organism in Eukaryota, Metazoa, Chordata, Actinopteri, Clupeiformes, Clupeidae. The transcript has 22 exons. The record is from RefSeq and is a predicted model, not a curated record.